CCCCUCCGCUCGCCCCUCCUCUGGCGCCCUGUAACUCCCCUGGCCCUUCUCGCUUUGCUUCUCCUAGUCUUGUACUGCCAAGUGGGUGAGUAACGAGGUGACAAAGCGACGCCUCUGCCCCGGCUGGCGAGUACAGAAACUGCAGAUGCUGUCAGAUUCUCACGCCUUAGCUCCCUUCCCUUAUACCUCCCUAAAGUCAGUUUGCCCUCUGUGAGCCUUUGCGACCUUACCCUUCCCGGCUCCUGAAGCCAGAAAGAACCACCUUUUGACCCAAGAAGCUGCCACUUAUUUCGCGCCUUCUUUUUUAGUCUUGGAGGGGCGGAGCUAGAACGGCUGCGCCACCGUUGCCGAGGCGACGCCUUGGUUACUUCCGCUGGUAUCAGUGCUUCCGGGUUGCGGUUGCGGUAGCGUUUCCGACUGUGGGAGCCUCGGCUUCCCAGUCGUCUGAAGAGCCCGAACAGCCGAGUCCCUUCCCUGUCUUUCAUUCUUCUGACAUCGGUGGUUUUACUUCUUCGAUUGAGCCCUGCUUCCUCGACCCCCCGGGAGGCCGCCUCCUUCAGGCGCCUCCCUUCUCUCCGAGAACUCGCUCUGACAGCUGAGGAACUGGCAAGAUCCUGCUACCCAGAGGGUGAAUGGGUGUCUUUCCUGGAAUAAUCCUAAUUUUUCUAAGGGUGAAGUUUGCAACGGCGGCCGUGAUUCACCAGAAAAGUUCUACUAUAAGCCAUGAGAUGUCUGGACUGAACUGGAAACCCUUUGUAUAUGGCGGCCUUGCCUCUAUUGUUGCUGAGUUUGUAUUGCUCCUGCUUUACUAAGACAGGCAUCGUAUGGCACCAUUAAAAUUGGGAUUUACCAAAGCUUGAAACGAUUAUUUGUAGAACGUUUAGAAGAUGAAACUCUUCUAAUUAACAUGAUCUGUGGGGUAGUGUCAGGAGUGAUAUCUUCCACUAUAGCCAACCCCACUGAUGUUCUAAAGAUUCGAAUGCAGGCUCAAGGAAGCUUGUUUCAAGGGAGCAUGAUUGGCAGCUUCAUUGAUAUAUACCAACAAGAGGGCACCAGGGGUCUGUGGAGGGGUGUGGUCCCAACUGCUCAGCGUGCUGCCAUCGUUGUAGGAGUAGAGCUACCAGUCUAUGAUAUUACCAAGAAGCACCUAAUACUGUCAGGAAUGAUGGGUGACACAAUUUUGACUCACUUUGUUUCCAGCUUUACAUGUGGCUUGGCUGGGGCUCUGGCGUCCAAUCCUGUUGAUGUAGUGCGAACUCGCAUGAUGAACCAGAGGGCAAUUGUGGGACACGUGGAUCUCUACAAGGGUACUUUGGAUGGUAUUUUAAAGAUGUGGAAACAUGAGGGCUUUUUUGCACUCUAUAAAGGAUUUUGGCCAAACUGGCUUCGACUUGGACCCUGGAACAUCAUUUUUUUCAUUACAUACGAGCAGCUCAAGAGGCUUCAAAUAUAAGAACUGGAUAUAUGAGAGCCCAGCUCAGCCAGCCUUUCUACUGUUUUUCUUUACCCCUUUUUCGUGUUCUAAUGUGUUUUGACAAAGUUGUGUUUACUGAACCAGUGGUCUCCCAACUCUCCUGAUCAAAGAACAAUAGGAUGGUUCAGCUUUGCUCAUGCAUUUGUGUUACCAUGUUAACUUUUCCCUGAGAGGAACUGUUUACAUUGAAACUCUGGUGCCAGAUUGGUAUCUUCUGUGAAGAUGGAUACUGAUGGGUAACAUUCAAAAUGGCCAUUUGUCCAAAUGUGGGUUAAAUGUAGUUCGUUGGCCCCAGAUCUGGGUAAGAGCAGAAGAUAUAGGCUGGGACAGUUACUGAAAUGUAUGCUGUAGACCUUGGUUCUUAGUAAAGUAUUUAUUGGCAGAAUCA
Molecule: messenger RNA, 1862 nt
Organism: Heterocephalus glaber (naked mole-rat)
Lineage: Eukaryota; Metazoa; Chordata; Mammalia; Rodentia; Bathyergidae
Source: RefSeq, a predicted model, not a curated record